Messenger RNA from Gracilinanus agilis (Agile Gracile Mouse Opossum), 1994 nucleotides. It is a transcript of the gene HASPIN, whose product is annotated as histone H3 associated protein kinase. Lineage: Eukaryota; Metazoa; Chordata; Mammalia; Didelphimorphia; Didelphidae. The record is from RefSeq and is a predicted model, not a curated record. Gene Ontology annotation, biological process: intracellular signal transduction; protein phosphorylation; mitotic cell cycle. The transcript is spliced from 2 exons. Gene Ontology annotation, molecular function: histone H3T3 kinase activity; ATP binding. Gene Ontology annotation, cellular component: nucleus; cytoplasm. The coding region runs from base 1 to 1986 and encodes 661 amino acids.
AUGACAACUGAUCCUGCCUCCUUUUCUUAUGGAUCCCAUUUACAACGCCGCCGCCUCUUCUCCAGCAGCAGCGGCAGCGGCCUGAGCGCCGGCACUCCUGGCUGCGAGCCCGCCAGCGGCUGCAGCAGCCCCACCUCCGCGCCGGACUCGGACCCCGACUUCGAUCCGGGGCCCGCGUGGGGCUCCCCGGGGGAGGCCCGGCAGGGGCGGCGGCGGCGGCGGCUGCGGGCCAAGGCGCCCCGCGAGGACCUGGAGGAGGAGGAAGAGGAGGCAGCGGAGGCGGCUGCGGCCAAGGAGAACCGGCCGCACCCCUUCGUGACCGAGCGGUCUUGGAAACUCCGCUCGCGGGGCCGGCGGCCUGGCCCCCCGCUGUGCAGUACCCCAGGCCGGGGCCCGGAGGAGGAGAAGGAGCAGGAACUAGAGCCGGAGGAGGAGCCCCGCCCUAGCCUCCACAGCCCCAGCAGCUGCCUGGCCAGGAGCGUCCUGGCCGACCUCAGCCCCGUCCGGAACCUCAGCCCAGCCCCAGCUAGCCUGGGCACCAGCGCCUCCCUGUUCAGCCCCGCCCCACCCCCAGCCAAGGAGCCCCCAGCCAGGAGGCCCCUUCGCAGGAGGGCAGCCCAGCGCCCCCGGAACAAGGAGCGGCCCCCCAGGGCACCCCCUGACCGCACCGCCCGCAAGGCGUGCAUCAGCGGCUGCAGCUCCGCCCGCUGGGCCAGGGCCUCCACCGGGGCUGGACCUAGCCGCUUCCGGGCCCGCGCCUCACUGUCCUUCCACAAGAGGAAGGUGGUGGCCGAGCUGCAGCCCCCUGGCACACCGGGCGGCAGCUUUCUGCUCUUGGAUGCGCCGCCGGGCAGCCCGGGCAGCGCCCCCUGGCACGCCUCUUCCCUGUACCUGCUGACCCCCCACAAGGCCCUGCCAGCAGCUGCCUCCGCCCCUAGCCCCGCCCAGGACUCGGCGCUGUCCGAUGCGGACAAGGUGUACCGGGAGUGCCAGCAGGACGGCCCGCUGGCCUUCGACCUCUACUUGGCCCCGGACCGGAUCCAAAGCUGCGAAAAGAUCGGGGAGGGCGUGUUCGGGGAGGUGUUCCGCACCGUGCUGGACAGCCGCACGGCCGCUCUGAAGGUCAUCGCCAUCGAGGGCGCCCAGCCGGUGAACGGGAGCCCCCAGAAGUCCUUCGGGGAGAUCUUGGCCGAGAUCAUCAUCUCCAAGGAGCUGAGCCUCCUGGCCCAGGAGACCCUGAACCGCACCGAGGGCUUCAUCGGUCUGUAUGCCUCCCGCUGCGUGCGGGGCUCCUACCCAGACCUGCUGCUCCAGGCCUGGGACGCCUUCCACCGCCUGCGGGGCUCCGAGAAUGAGCGCCCGGACUUCUUUGGUAGCGACCAGCUCUACGUGGUGCUCGAGUUCGAGUUCGGGGGGGUGGACCUGGAGCACAUGCGCAAGCAGCUGCCCUCUGUGGCAGCGGCCAAGAGCUUGCUGCACCAGGUUACUGCGGCACUGGCCGUGGCCGAGGCAGCCCUCCACUUCGAGCAUCGGGACUUGCACUGGGGCAACGUGCUGGUCAAGAGGACGGGCGCCAAGGAGCUGGGCUACACGCUCAACGGCCAGGCGGCCACCAUCGCCACCCACGGCAUCCACGUGAACAUCAUCGACUACACGCUGUCCCGGCUGGAGAAGGACGGCCUGGUGGUCUUUUGUGACAUUUCCCAGGAGCAGGAGCUCUUCCAGGGGGAGGGGGACUAUCAGUUCGACAUCUAUAGACUCAUGAAAAAGCACAGCCAGAACCACUGGGCCCAUUACCAGCCCUACAGCAACGUGCUCUGGCUCCAUUACCUGGCCGACAAGGUUCUGAGGGAGAUGACCUUUAAGAGGAAGGCCACCUCCGCAGCCAUGCGGCAAGUCAAGCGGCAGAUCGAGGCCUUCUGCCAGUCGGUGCUGGCCUUCGACUCGGCCACGGAGCUGCUGCAGAAGCACAGCCUGUUCCGGUGACGGCCGAA